GAUACCACCGUCUACUGUAACUCUGACACAAUCCUUGCUGGCGUGUAGAGGGAAUAUACCAGUAAGUAAGCUAGGCGGCGCGGAUUUGGACAACAUGAUCAAUAGGAUAUCCAUUGGGGACUGUGGCAGUGCUACGCACUCUACUGAUAAACACACAGGACGGAUCGUUCUCUGGCAGGUAGCCGGCUAGGGACCUAUACCCACGCGAUGCAGUGUAGUCAUUCGUUUUACCUAUGUAGCUAUUGUUUUGGCUUACGGAAAGCUAAGUGAAGUUAGGUCGUGUCACUUUUUGAAUGGAUAUAUAUAUAAAGGAGCACUGAACUUUACGUUAAGUGUGUGUAUAACGUAGCGAAACGCAGAUUAGGUUUUACCAGAUAUCAGCAAUUUAUAAACAUAUUUCUGGAAAUUAAUUUAUCAUACAUAUCUUCCUAGGAUGCAAGUGGCAAAUAUAACAGUGCUUGGAGAGACCUUUAUUUUGUAGAUUCCACAAUGAAAGGGGCAAUGAGAAUGAGUUCUUAUUGAUUUACACGCGUAUGAAUUGAGAAGACAUUACUUACAGAGGCGCCCCAUUCCCAUGCAUCAAAUCAUCAAUAAGGACUACUGACAUCCGGAAGGGAUGAAGCUGUUCACAGUAGAAGAUCCGUUGCUUUAUGUGGGUCGUGUGAGUCAAAGACUUCUAUAUAUCCGAGAUGGUUUUGGGAAUUAACCAGCACAGUCGUGAACCUACUGUGCUCCCCGUAUUCUCCUAUCUAGUAUCAGCAGCUUAGAAACUGAGGACGCCGUGGCACUAUUCCUGACGACAAUGUCCGUUACUUACACCUUCAACAACAACCAUAAUGAUGUUAACAGUGAUCCAACUACCACUCAGAAUGGAGGAGUGGAGUACUUCAGGGGUUCCACUAAACCCCGUACUGCUAACUGUGACAGCAGGCCACAGGCCAAACCGCACACAAGUAGUUGCGAGAAGGUCGAUCUUACAGUGCAUUUAGCUGGUCAUUCAAACUGUGCAAAACCCUGGACGGCCCGUGAGAAAUACCUGGCCACCAUCUGUCUCCUGCUGUUUGUGGCUGCCGUCUCAUUUGUUAUCAUAGCCUUAAUCAGAGAUGAGAGGUGUAGCAGACCCACCAGUAAUGUGCCUAUACCCAGAAACUAUUGCCUUUCUCAACACUGUGUCCGGACAGCGGCCAUGUUGCUGGAAGCCAUGGAUCUGUCAGUGGAUCCGUGUGAGGACUUUUUUCAAUACGCAUGCGGCAAUUGGAACCGUAAAAAUAUCAUCCCAGACGACAAAUCCAGCUUUAACACCUUCGAGAAGCUUCACGAUGACCUACAAAUAACACUCAAGGGUUUAUUGGAAGAACCGGUGAGUACCGCAGACAGUGAAGCUACCAAGAAAGUGAAGGUUCUGUACAAAUCCUGCAUCAACAUAUCCACGAUAGAGGCAGUAGGAGAUCGGCCGCUAAGACGGGUGUUGGAGGACCUAGGGCGAUGGCCAGUUGUUGAUGACCUUUGGUCAGCUGAUAAUUUCCACCUAGAGGAAGUCCUUGCUAAGAUGCGCGGAAUUUACAAUGCCCCAAUACUCAUUGACUGCUGGGUAGGGGCAGAUGACAAGAACUCGUCACUAAAUAUUAUACAGUUGGACCAGCCAGCCCUGGGAAUGCCUAGCCCGGAGUACUACCUGACAGAUCACAGUUCGGGCUAUAAAGCCGCCUACCUGGAAUACAUGAUACGGUUCGCCGGACUUUUGGGUGCCUCACCAGCACGUGCACGAGAGGACAUGACCAAUGUUUUAAAUUUUGAAACGAAACUGGCAAACGUAACGAAACCGCAAUCGGAGAGGCAUGAUACCGGAGCUCUUUAUAGUAAAAUAGCCAUCAGGGACCUACAGAGACGCGUUCCAAAGUUCGACUGGAUGCGUUAUUUCAGUGUAUUUGUCGAGGAUGCUUUUGAUGAUUCGGAACAAAUCGUUACAUUUGCAACGGAUUAUCUAUCAGUCCUUACUGACCUCAUAGAGGUCACGGACAAGAGAGUUUUGUCAAAUUACAUUCUAUGGCGGGUAAUCAUGGGGUUUGCGCCAGAAAUGACAGAAAUUUACCAGCAAGCUCGGCGAGAAUACCGUCGGGUACUCCAGGGAAUAACGAUGGAUAAACCUCGCUGGCAGAAGUGUGUUGGGUAUGUGAAUGACCGUUUAGGUAUGGCAGUCGGCGCUGUGUUCAUACGAGACAACUUCCGUAAAGAGAGCAAAGAAUCGGCACUGACGAUGAUACACAACAUAAGAGAGGCAUUCAACGAACUGUUGGAGGAGAACGAGUGGAUGGAUGACGCUACACGUGCAGUGGCACGGCAGAAGGCAAACGCAAUGAAUGAAAGAAUCGGAUACCCAGACUUUUUAACAGAACCUGACAAACUCGACGCAAAAUAUGAUAUUCUCCAUUUUCAAGAAGACCAUUACUUUGAGAAUAUACUCAAUGUCGAAUUGUACGAUGCACGAAUGACGAUGACAAAGCUGCGCCAUCUUGUGGACAAAAAUGCAUGGGACCAGGGACCGGCAAUGGUUAAUGCAUUUUACAAUCCAAACACGAACGAUAUAGUGUUUCCUGCUGGUAUUUUACAGCCCUUGUUCUACAGUGAUAAAUUUCCCAAAUCUCUAAACUAUGGCGGUGUCGGCGUGGUGAUCGGACACGAGAUCACUCACGGCUUUGAUGACAAAGGUCGUCAAUACGACAAAAACGGGAACAUGAAACAAUGGUGGAAGAAUGAGACAAUAGAGGCGUUCAGAAAGCAGGCCCAAUGUGUCAUAGACCAGUAUUCCAGUUAUACCCUCGAACAAAUCGGACUUCAUAUUGAUGGUAAAAAUACCCAGGGUGAAAAUAUAGCAGAUAACGGAGGCCUGAAACAGUCAUAUAGGGCCUACAAGAAAUGGGUGGCGAAACACGGGGAAGAAUUACCUUUGCCAAGUUUGGACCUGACACAUGAUCAACUUUUCUUUCUAAAUUAUGGACAGAUAUGGUGUGGCAGCAUGCGCAAUGAAGAAGCUCUGCAUGAGAUUCGAACCUCUGUCCACAGCCCCGGAUCUAUCAGGGUACUGGGUCCAUUGUCUAACUCCAAGGACUUCUCAGAGGCGUAUAAGUGUAAGCCAGGCAGCAGAAUGAACCCAAAGCAUAAAUGUUCAAUAUGGUGAGGAAUUGUAUAUCGAUAUCCUAUCUCAAUCAUCGGCGUAUUUUGAGGGAUGGGUGUGACCUGGUAUUAUCUCAAUCAAGGACGUAUUGUGAAGUUUGGCGCAGCCAACCAGCCUAUCACUCAUUGUCGUGACGUUACGCUUGAGGAAAACAUGCAUUUUCAUUUGGUUAAGAGAGAUUAUCUAUCCACCAAAACCUAUAAUAUUCUAUGGAUGCUAUAGUGGAAAAUAGUGUUAUUUUCCUCUAUAUUAACUACACAACUGAAUGUAAAAGACACUCUGUGAAAACACAGUUGUCCAUUUAUACAAAAACUGUGUUUUGCAUGAUCAGACAUUUGACGUCAGACAUGUUAUUUCUUUCUUUGGAGGCAUUUCAAAUCACUGACUUGAACAAAGAUAUGACAUUGUUUAAUAGAUGCAUUAUGUAUUGAAAUUAUUUUAAAGUAUUGGUGAUAUUCUUAUAACACAUGUUUGUUGUAGUUGACGUGUGUGUUUGGUACGUAAUUAAGCCACUUUAUUUGGCCAGAAUUUCUUACUUACUUGUACAUUGAUUAAUGUCUAAUAUCGAGUACAUGUAGAGUAUGUGUAUGUAUUUAUAUAGUAUGCGCUCUUCGAUGAAUCAAAUGUUUAUCAUAGAUAUCGUGGUUGUUUUUUUAUUAUGGAUAUCAUUUUGGUAGAUUAAUAUUUUA
Messenger RNA from Mizuhopecten yessoensis (Yesso scallop), 3864 nucleotides. Its product is annotated as endothelin-converting enzyme homolog. The transcript is spliced from 23 exons. Gene Ontology annotation, molecular function: metalloendopeptidase activity. The record is from RefSeq and is a predicted model, not a curated record. NCBI's taxonomy places the organism in Eukaryota, Metazoa, Mollusca, Bivalvia, Pectinida, Pectinidae. The coding region runs from base 803 to 3178 and encodes 791 amino acids. Gene Ontology annotation, cellular component: plasma membrane. Gene Ontology annotation, biological process: protein processing.